Messenger RNA from Prunus persica (peach), 2073 nucleotides. RefSeq lists its product as uncharacterized. NCBI's taxonomy places the organism in Eukaryota, Viridiplantae, Streptophyta, Magnoliopsida, Rosales, Rosaceae. The record is from RefSeq and is a predicted model, not a curated record. The transcript has 3 exons. The coding region runs from base 1 to 2073 and encodes 690 amino acids.
AUGGAGGUGUGUGUCAUUGCCAAGUGCACAUAUAAGUCGGAAACCAUCAUGUUUUCAGUUUCAUCAGAGUCAUCCAUGGUUGAUAUUUUGAAGACUUUGUGUCUGAGGUUUAGGGGUUUGCAGUUGGGUUGUUUCACAUUACGGUAUUCGGUGCCCAGUUAUCCGAGUUGUUUUCUAGAAACGGAUAGCGAUUUGGACUUGAUGAGGACAUUUUUGUUGAUAUCAAAUGAGAAGACUGUUGAUAUUUUAGUGAAGGAUUUAUGCGGGAGCAGUGAAUAUAGUGGUGAUUUUUGUGUAAAUAAGGAGUUGAUAGCAUGUGAAAAGGGCGAGUCGUCGUGUUCUAGUACUGUCGAAGACAGAAACGAGUUUUUGGGCAGGUCGAAGAGAGCAAGUGCUAAGCCUUUGUUGUCGAAUGAGUGGGAGACAUACAUACAUCAUGUGGGGCAGAAGUUUGACGGUGGUGCAGAGGAGUUCCGGUUGAAAUUGUGCAAGUACGCUCUUGAAGUAGGAUUUAAUUUUGAAUAUGCCGGCAAUGACAAGAAGCGGGUGGUUGCUGUUUGUUCGAAUAAGAAAUUGGAGGGUUGCAGUUGGCGUGUUUAUGCUUCUCGUUGUGAAGCUACUGGCAGUUUUGUAAUUCGGACGUUAAAUAAUGUUCAUACAUGUGCGGGUCGGAUACGGGAAUCAAAGAGUAAGAUGAUGAGGUCUCGUGUGGUGUCCUCCCUCAUUGUGGACAGAAUUCGUGCAAAACCAGAGCUGAAGCCAGUUGAGAUUAUACACGAGUUCAAAGAUUAUUAUGGUAUAGACAUUUCAUACUACCACGCAUGGUUUGGCAAAGAGUUAGCUAAAUUGGACGUUCACGGUGAUGAGUCGAAGUCCUUCAACGAGUUAGUGUGGUAUGUGGACGCCGUAAAGGAAACUAACACUGGUUCUCUCUGCACUCUUGAUUGUGAAGCUGGAAUUAAUCGCUUUCGACGGUUUUUUGUGUCUUUUGGCGGUUGCAUUGCUGGAUUUCAAUAUUGCAUACCCUUGUUGUUCAUUGAUGCUACGUUUUUGAAGAGCAAGUACAAGGGGCAACUUCUGUGUGCUUCGGGAAAGAAUGGAAAUCAAGGGUUUUAUCCUCUAGCUUUUGGAGUUGUUGAUUCUGAGACAGAGGAGAAUUGGACUUGGUUUCUUCAACAUUUGGCUUCUAUAUUGCUACCGAUGGGGAGAGUGGUGACCUUUUUCUCGGACCGCAAUCAAGGUUUGUUAAAUGCAAUGGGGUUUGUGUUUCCCGGAUGGCCUCAUUCUUACUGUUAUUAUCACCUCAAACAGAAUUUGAUAUCAAAGUACCCGAAGUCAGGUUAUGGGAAACUGCUCCAAGACCGUGUUAUCAAUUUAUUUAGUAGAUGCGCAUAUGCUGUUACGGAGGAAGAGUUUAAGGUAGCAAUGGAGGAGUUGGUGAUUGUUGGGAGUUCGAAAGUGAAGACAUUUAUAUCUGAUUUGUCUAGAGAUCACUAUGCCAACGCAUUUUUCAAAGGAAUGCGUUAUGGGGAGAUGGCAAACAGUUUAGCGGAGUCCUUUAAUAAUUGGGUUGGUGUGUUUCGAGAUUUGCCGGUGCUACCUUUGAUCGAAGGGAUUCGACAGAAAUUGAUGGUAUUGAAUUCUCAACGAAGAAUUGAAGCGGAGAAGUGGACAACAGUUUUGUGUCCGGAGAUGGAGACUAGACUCUGUGAAAAUGCGGAGGCCGGACUUGUUCUUGCCGUCUUUGGUUACGUGGAGUGUUACUACACACAUGCGGUGGCUGCAAUCCUAGCAAAGAGAGAUUCAGUUUAUGAUUACGUGGAGUGUUACUACAAAACCGACUUCUUUCGAAAAGCCUAUGAGAGUCCUAUUUUUCCUAUUCCAGAUAUUGGGAAAGGAUUUGGCAACAAUGGUUCUGUCGCUGGAGUUGUGCUUCCGCCAAUUACAAAGAGGCCAGCCGGAAGACCACCAACAAAGAGGAUCAAAGUUUUUGGUGAAUUUAAAAGGCCAUUGAAAUGCAGUCGGUGCAGUGUUGCUGGGCACAAUAGGAAGACUUGCAAGGCUAUUAUAUGA